UUCCCGUUGGCUACUUAUUUUACAUAUGUCUGACAUAUUCUUUGGAGUCCUUAAGGCAGCUGGCUUCACAAUUUUCCAUAUGGCAGAGUCUUUGCAAGCUGCAGAUCUUUUGGGACUAAGAAGAAACAGACGCUUCAUUAUAACACAGAUGGGCCUGAUAAUCUAUGUGAGCCUACUUCUGCUGAUGCCAAAGAUCCUGAGUCUGCCGUUUGAUCCUCAAGACAAUGCCUUCCUGUCCUGGGCUCACUCCUACACAGCAUUUCACAAUCAGCCUAACUGCUGGGUCUGUGGAGUGCUCCCCUCUUCAUCAAUGGAAGGCUUCCCAUGGUGGACAUCUCCACUUCAAGGAAAAGACUUUCUAUAAGUCUGCGAAUACCUUCGACAACAAUCAUAUGUGAUGCCUCUUCUUCAUCUGAUGACAUCUAACAACCCUAAAAUGGACUGGUGCAACAUAUUGUACUUUAACUAUGGACCUAAUGUGACUUUUAGUUUUGAUUAUAUAUUGUCUCGGUUCAACGACUAUUUUGCUACACAUAAGGCAAAUAGGUCUAGAUCGAAUGGUUUUUUUACCUGACGUUUAUCAAAUAUAUGAUGAGGUUAUAUGGUUAACUCCUGAAAAAGGACGUCUAAUAUCUACUGCCCCUAUAUGUUGAGAACAAAUAGAGCCAUCCCCAGAAGUUAGUCAACAACUUAAUUAUAGUGAUUGGAAACACUUGGGAUUUUUGCCUCAGGAAAUAUGCAAUGUAAUCAUUCCCAUGUUUUCCAACCCCAAUUCAGGUCUUCCCUUUGUCUGGCCAGACACUGAUUGGGACUGUAUAUCUCAGUCAUGCUGGCUUGCUCCAAACAGGACUUAUUGGAUAUGUGGCUCUUACCUAUGGGCAUGGCUUCCCCCCUGUUGGAUAGGGAGAUGCACCCUAGGUCUAGCCUUUACUCAUGGCUUUAUAUUUUCAGAGCUUCCAGAAAAGC
Molecule: messenger RNA, 966 nt
Organism: Dama dama (fallow deer)
Lineage: Eukaryota; Metazoa; Chordata; Mammalia; Artiodactyla; Cervidae
Product: endogenous retrovirus group PABLB member 1 Env polyprotein-like
Exons: 3
Coding region: 26-364 (112 amino acids)
Source: RefSeq, a predicted model, not a curated record